This is a messenger RNA of Cataglyphis hispanica, 1255 nucleotides long. RefSeq names its product odorant receptor 46a-like. Gene Ontology annotation, biological process: detection of chemical stimulus involved in sensory perception of smell; sensory perception of smell. Gene Ontology annotation, molecular function: odorant binding; olfactory receptor activity. The transcript has 7 exons. NCBI's taxonomy places the organism in Eukaryota, Metazoa, Arthropoda, Insecta, Hymenoptera, Formicidae. Bases 1 to 1161 code for a protein of 386 amino acids. Gene Ontology annotation, cellular component: plasma membrane. The record is from RefSeq and is a predicted model, not a curated record.
AUGGACUUAUUGCCGGUGAACUUCUUUAUUUUUCGUUUCUGUGGUGUAUGGGAAGAACAUGGUAAUAGCCAAGGUAAUAACUUGAUAAUACGUUUUGUCAACUUCUGCUAUAGGUAUUCUAUUGCUAUUUUAAUAUAUUAUUUCACGAUAUUCGAAAUAAUUGAGCUCGUACGUAUAAGAAAUGAUAUGGAAGCUGUAACGGAAGGCUUAUUUCUUGUUUUAACCUUCGCGACAUUAUGCUUAAAAUAUUUAAACUUUUUGAUGCGACAAUGCGAAUUGCGGGCCUUGCUAGAUUGCUUUCGCGCCAAGAUCUGUCAGCCAAGAGAUUCUGCUGAGAAAUCAAUAUUAAAGCAAUACGACCGCAAAGCUAAGGGAACCGCCUGUUUCUUCAUGUUCAUCUGUCAAACAACGGGUUUAAUGCUUCUUAUAAUACCUCUAUUGGCUCAGGACGAAAGAUCUUUACCGUUUAAGAUGUACGUACCGUACUCCAUCACAACGUUACUUCCUUACGCAUUAACUUAUCUUCAGCAAAUCAUAACUUUAUUUUAUGGAAUAUUACUGAACGUCUCUUUCGACUCCCUCGUGUAUGGUCUUAUUAUUCAUACCUGCGGACAAAUUGAGCUGCUGUGCUAUCGAUUGACAGAAAUACUUCGAUUUCUUCAAGAAAAUAAAGAAAAAAAUGCAAAUACCACCAUUGAAAGUUUUGCUAUCGCAGGAUGCGUGAGACAUCAUAUUUUAGUCUAUAACAUCAUAUACAGGAUACAAACGUUAUUUGUGUGGACUGUCGCCACUUUAUUCUUCUUCAGCCUCGUCACUCUUUGUACUAGCAUCUAUCAGAUGUCAAAAAAAGAGCUCUUUAGUCCGGAAUUUUUCGCUUUUAUCAUGUACUUGGGAUCAAUGAUGUUUCAAGUAUUCACAUACUGCUGGUAUGGCAAUGAACUUGACUUGAAGAAUAAAAAUAUUGCGUAUGCUAUUUAUACAAGCAGCUGGACGACAAUAUCAACAAAGCAACGUAAAAGUUUAUUGCUCGUAAUGAUGAUGAGCCAGAAAGGAAGAAUACUUUCUUGUUACGGAAUUUGCGCGCUAAUCCUUGGCAGUUUUACGUGGAUUGUAAAAACGUCCUACUCUGCUUUCAACUUGUUGCAGCAAACUUCGAAUUAGUAUUUAAUUGAUGUGAAAUAUUACCUACCAAAAUGAGCAUGUCUCAUCUGUUCGUUAGUAUAAAGUAAAAUAAAAUUUUAUUGUUAAAUAUUUU